GCUAGGUUGUUUGUGUGGGUUAUCGAAGCUGCGGCAAUUCCUCGAACACAAGACCACGUUUGGGAUUCUAUUUUGUGUUGUUUGUCAUCGGUUUGCUAUGAUUGAGUCGUCUCUUUGUUCUCUGGGUGCUAAAGUUGUUGUGGCUGCUUCCAACGAUGAGAAUCACCCGCCGGAAAAUAUUAUUGAUGGAAACACGAACACAUUUUGGAUGUCCACGGGAAUGUUUCCUCAAGAGUUCAUCAUUCGCUUUGCUGAAAUGACGAAUGUUUCUUCCGUGACAUUGGACAGCUAUAACGUCAAGCAUCUAAAAGUAGAAAAGAACACAUCACAAAAUGCCUCUCACUUUGAGUUUGUGGCAGAAAAAGAAUUGAAACAGACAGAGGGACAUCUUCAGUCAAAUUCUAUUUCACUAAACGGAACCAAUGCAACUCACCUUCGUUUUAUCAUCACCUCAGGAUAUGAUCACUUCGUGUCAGUGCACAGAAUCCGUGUACAUAAAUGACACUUUCACUUUUAUGUCAACCAUUUUCACACACAUUCUUCACUUAAACUAGUAGGGUGUCACUUUACAUAUACAGUGGAUAUUAAAGUCUAUAGACCCCUGUUCAAAUGCCAGAUUUUUGUGAUAUCAAAAAUGAGACAGAUAAAACAUUUCCACAGUGUGACCUGUAACCUGUACAACUCAAUUGAAUUUCUUUGUAAUCUUUUGGCGAGGCGAAGUAAAAAUAAACACAUGAAAAAUUUGGUUGCACUACUUGUAACUGGGAUGUGGCUGUUUUCAGAAUUAACCAACUACACUCAAACUCAUGUUAGAUGAGAGUCAACACACACACACUUGUCACCAUUUAAAGUGCUUCUGAUUAACCCCAAAUAAAGUUCAGAUGUUCUAGUAGACUUUUCUUCUUUUUUUUC
Molecule: messenger RNA, 912 nt
Organism: Phycodurus eques (leafy seadragon)
Lineage: Eukaryota; Metazoa; Chordata; Actinopteri; Syngnathiformes; Syngnathidae
Gene: hspb11
Product: heat shock protein, alpha-crystallin-related, b11
Exons: 5
Coding region: 98-502 (134 amino acids)
Biological process (GO): intraciliary transport
Cellular component (GO): intraciliary transport particle B; cilium; centrosome
Source: RefSeq, a predicted model, not a curated record